AUGACUAUCCACAAGAACAUGUUGGCCGCCGGCCUUGCCUGCUUUGCGGGUCUGGCCGUGGCAGCUGUCGAGGUCGACGACAUGGGCCCUGCCGCCUUCAUGUGGCCCACGGACAGAGUCUGGGCUGCUUCGGUGGAUAACACAGCCCCCUGCGGCUCCAGGGCAUCGGCUGGAAACAGGACGGACUUCCCUUUGAAAAAGGGCCAGGUUGCGCUGCUGGCCCAAGAUGAGUCUUGGGACAUUGAGCUCAGCAUCUCCUACCUCUCAGACCCCAAGACCAACGAUGACUUCAGCACCUUGGUGGAAGCCGAUGAAAUGCGUGAGAUCGACGUCGGACACACUUGUAUCACGAUAUCUGACGCCCCUAGCACGGUCAAGGCAGGGGACCCUGCCACGCUGCAGAUCAAGUACCUGGCCGACUUUGACAAGCCGGAGAACCAGACGUUCUACGCCUGCGCCGACAUCAAGUUUGUCGAAGCCUCGAGCUUCACCACCGAGGUUCCGUGCUUCAACGCCACUGAGUCCUCGUCAGAUGACAGCUCUAGCACCGAUCACUCGGACAGCAGCAGCAGCACGAGUGACGCCGACAGCAGUGACAGCAGCAACUCCAAGUCUGGAGACGACGACGACGACCUCUCGGGCGGUGCCAUUGCAGGCAUCGUCGUCGGAUGUGUGGCUGCCGUCGCGCUCGCGGGACUCGCCUUCUUCUUCUACAGGCGCAGGCAGCAGAGACUCGUGUCGCAGAGGCAGCAGCAGUCGAGCCGUGGUGUGAGGUGGGAUGGACAGGAUCACGGUGCUAAUAAGGGAUCUGUGUCGAGCGCCAGUGUGGGAAUGCACAAUCUGUCAUCCUCUUGA
Geosmithia morbida is the source of this 855-nucleotide messenger RNA. RefSeq lists its product as uncharacterized. Bases 1 to 855 code for a protein of 284 amino acids. The transcript is spliced from 3 exons. Lineage: Eukaryota; Fungi; Ascomycota; Sordariomycetes; Hypocreales; Bionectriaceae. The record is from RefSeq and is a predicted model, not a curated record.